Messenger RNA from Symbiodinium sp. CCMP2592, 729 nucleotides. Lineage: Eukaryota; Dinophyceae; Suessiales; Symbiodiniaceae. The record is from the annotation of a GenBank genome assembly.
AUGGCCGGGGUGGGUGCCCCACCAGCUGCUGAACGGCCCGCGUUGCCAAAUACGCCUGGUUCCAAGAGGCUUCAGGUGCCCGACUUCAGCUCGUGCACGGCCACGCUUGACCAGGUCCUCGAAGCUCGGUCCGGCCUGCAGGAGGUGGUAGGCAUUGGCCGACGGCUUUGCUUCAUUGCCUGCGCAAAGUUGCAGUGCUCCGACAUUGCAGGGGCGCAGGCAGUCCUCGAGGAGGUGGAUCAGCUUCCUGGUCUCAGUGAUGCAGCUGGAGAUCUUUGGCAGUCGCCUCCACGACGUCUUCGCCUAUGCGAGUCCUGCAAUGUCGCCGGCUUCCUUGAGGUGUACAUCCAAACCCUUGGAUUAAAGAGCUUUCUGGAAAAGGGCGAGCUUCUCCCGGAGGUCUCCUCACGCUGGAGGACAGGCAUCCCUGAGUUCGACAACGAGUGCUACUUGCUUGGUGCCAUAAGCAGCCUGAGAGAGUUGGAAAGGUAUGCUGUGAAUCGUGGGCAGUCCCUCGAUCUUCGUUCGGUGAAGUUUUGCCUCGAGCUAGCGCAGACGAUGGAAGAGGCGUUGAUGCAGUUCAAUUUCAGGAAUAGUGCUUUGCGAGUCCGUUUCGAUGGGGUGAAGUAUACAGUCAAGAAGCUGGAGUCGCUGGUCUACGAGAUCGACCUGGCAAGGCAGCGAGAUCCCUCAGCGCUGACAGAGGAAAUGCUCGACGACUUGAAGUGA